Drosophila ananassae is the source of this 4584-nucleotide messenger RNA. RefSeq names its product ankyrin repeat and LEM domain-containing protein 2 homolog (gene Ankle2). Bases 344 to 4075 code for a protein of 1243 amino acids. NCBI's taxonomy places the organism in Eukaryota, Metazoa, Arthropoda, Insecta, Diptera, Drosophilidae. The transcript has 10 exons. Gene Ontology annotation, molecular function: protein phosphatase 2A binding. Gene Ontology annotation, biological process: negative regulation of phosphorylation. Gene Ontology annotation, cellular component: endoplasmic reticulum. The record is from RefSeq and is a predicted model, not a curated record.
UUACACAAAAAAACAUCUAUAAGUCAAAAUAAAACGAAUAAUUACACAAUAAAAUGAAAUUUUCUGUUUUCAAAAACGAUUUUCAUCAUCGAACGAAAAUACCAAAGAUAACUAAAAUACUGCGCAGUGCUGCAAGGACUAUCGAUAGUUACGCGGCCACCACUAGCGACGCUAUCGCCAGUCAAACUGCCAUCACUAGUGCUGGGCAAACAAAUUCAUUUCAAAAAGAAUUGCAUUUUUCCUGUUAAAAUAGUGCGAAAUAAAGUAGAGAAACAUAGAUGUGCUUGUAUGAAGUGCGCCCAGCAGUCCUCUAAAAGCAUCCAGAGAUCCAGAGAUCGCCGCGAUGUCCUCCUACUUUGGCGUCUACAUUCCGCCCACAAAGGUCGGCUUCGAGGGUUCGGCAGCCCAGUGUGCUGGCUCUAUAGCGGCAUUGAACAUCAAAUCCGGACCAGUUCUAGCAUCCACACUACCAGUUUCAGUGCCAGUGGCACUCGCAUCGAAUCCGGUUGAUGCCGCCGGUGAGUCCGGCUCUGAAAGUGCUGAUUCCAAUGCCGGAAAGUACGAGGAUCCCGACUAUCCACCUCAUUUAUUAAUGGUCUAUCCCUCGAUGCCCACACAACAUCAUCGCGGAGCAGCCGACUCGCCACUGUGGCUAAUCUUCACGGAGAAGGCCAAAGCCCUGGACGUCCUGCGACACUACAAGGAGGCCCGCCUGCGGGAGUUCCCCAACCGGGAGCAGGCCGAGAGCUACGUUCAGUUUGGUUUCGAGAGCAUCGAGGCGCUGAAGCGUUUUGGGAAAACAAAGCCAGCCAGCAAACCCAUUGCUCUGGCCAGCAACAGCUACAAGAGCUCCUCCUCGGGAUCAGCGGACAGUUCGUACUCCUCCUCGCCGACAGGGAGUCCCUCGAUGACCAGCCUGCUGAGCAGCUCCCCGACAUCCACCGCCGCUGCCGCCGCCGCUUUCCUCUCCUCCUCGCCGAGCAGUAAUGGACGCCACCACCAUAGCCACAGUCACAGCCACAGCCACCACCAUCACCACCAACAGCUGCCGCAGUCGCAGCAGCAACCACAACAACAGCCCUCUGAGCUGGCGGCCAGUGGAGAGCGUCCUCCGUUCCGGGCGCCCACCAAACAAGAGCUGGUGGAGUUCCGGAAGCAGAUAGAGGCCGGGAACUUGGACCGGGUGAAGAGGAUCGUGUGGGAGAACCCACGCUUCCUGAUCAGCAGCGGCGACACGCCCACCAGCCUGAAGGAGGGCUGUCGCUACAAUGCGAUGCACAUCUGCGCCCAGGUGAACCAGGCCCGGGUGGCCGAGCUGCUGCUGAAGAUCAUCGCCGAUCGGGAGUUCACCCAGCUGUAUGCCGGCAAGAAGGGCAGCGGCGAGAUGUGCGCCGCCCUCAACGACAACCUGCUGGACUACUACCUCAACAUGCCGGACAAGGCGCGUGGAGAGACGCCACUUCACUUUGCUGUGAAGAACGGGCAUGUGGCCGUCGUGGAGGUCCUCAUCGCCUAUCCCCAGUGCAAGUCCCUGGCGAAUCACGAGGGCAAGGAGCCCAGAGAUAUCAUCUGCCUGCGAGCGCCACAGGCCACGAUCGAGGUAAUCAGGAAGCUGGAGCUGCUCAUGUACGAUCCCCACUAUGUCCCAGUGCUGAGAUCCGUGGCCAAUGAACUGCCCCCGCAAGUGGGACAGCCCUUUACGCCGAAUGAGCCGCCGAACUUGCAAUUCAAGACGGAGGACUGCGAGGGCCUCAGUGUGGACCUGCAGAUCAGUGCCCUGGCCGGGCCGAUGCCACGGGAGAAGGCCAUGAACUUCUAUCGGCGCUGGAAGACGCCGCCGCGUGUCGGCAGCAAUGUGAUGUCGCCGCUGGCCAGCUCGCCCUUCAGCUCCCCGGUGAAGGUGACGCCCAGUAAGUCGAUCUUCAAUCGGAGCGGCAACGGCGUCAUGACCAACUCGACACCGUCGGGCCGACGUGUUCUCUUCAGUCCCAUGGAGAGUUCUCCGAAACAACAGCCGGCACUGGCGCCGGCCCAGGCGCCGCCAAAUCUAAACAAUGGGAAUGAAUUCGAGAACAACAACAACAACAUCAAGCGCGUCGGUUCCGUGGAACUGCCCACCACCCCCAUCCGUCAGAUGAGACCCGAUCUGUUUAUGGCGUAUCGCGGCGCCAGCACCGAAUCCCCCAUCGCCGAGGACUCGAUGGUGCUGUCCUGUGACCAGAGUCUGAACAUCAGCAUGGGCAUGAAUGUGUCGGCGGUGUCCACGCUGAACGAUAGCUUCCGGGAGCGUCACAUCAAGAACUCGGACAUUGAGAAGGGUCUGGAGGUGGUGGGUCGGCAGCUGGCCCGCCAGGAGCAGCUGGAGUGGCGGGAGUUCUGGGACUUCUUAGACGCCUUCGUGGACAUCUCCACGCCCGAUGGCCUGGCCCGCCUGGAGGCGUACUUCGUGGAGAAGUCGGAGCUGGCCAGGGCCGAGAAGUCGGAUCAGGCCUGGAACUUUGCCCAGCUGCAUCAGUAUCUUGAUUUGGUGGCCACCGGUGAGCAGCAGCAGGGCCUGAAGCAGUCCAGGCACGGCAAAUGGAGUGGCGGAGGAGCUGGCGGAGCGGGUGGUGCUGCCACGGGAGUGAUGACCCCGUAUACCUGUGUGGAGAAGUCGUUGCAGGUGUUCGCCAAGCGAAUCACCAAGACCCUCAUCAACAACAUCGGCAACAUGGUCUCCAUCAACGACACCCUGCUCUGCGAGCUCAAAAGACUGAAAUCGCUGAUCGUCAGCUUCAAGGACGAUGCCCGCUUCAUGAGCGUGGACUUUGGCAAGGUGCACUCGCGCAUCGCCCAUCUGGUGGCCAGUUAUGUGGCCCACUCGCAGGAGGUGAGCGUCGCCAUGCGGCUGCAGUUGCUCCAAAUGCUGCGCAAGUUGCGCCAACUACUGCCCGAGGAGCGGGUGAGGGAGCAGCAUCUCGGCUGUGUCUGCGGCAGCCUGCUCCAGAUGCUAGAGACGGUGCCCGCCAACACCGUUCAAUCCCCAGAGUCGCUGAAGACCGAGGAGCUGUGCUCCGCCGCCUGGGAAGCGCAGGCGAGCUGCGCCUGUCUCUGGGACGCGAAUCUCAGCCGGAAGACCAGUCGCCGCAAGCGCAGCGAAUCGAUGCGAGCCGCCAAGGACUCAGCUGCUGCUCUAAGGGCUUCCAUCAACAAUUCGGCAGCAGGAUCGCCGCGCAUAGCCAUCGUGGCUCCCGUCAAGUCGGCAUCGUCAUCGGCAUCGUCUUGGCGCCAGAACAGCGACGACGACGAGGACUUUAGCGAAGAGGAUGAUUGCUUUUAUGACUGCUCGGGACGUUCCCCGGACUUGACCAGCAGCGACGAUGAGGAGGUCUUCAGGACACCACCGGAGAGUCUCUCCCCACGGCUUUCCGUGGAUCUGGAAGCGGCCUACGAGCUCUUUAUCUUUGGAAAAGAGCCAACUAAGCGCGAUUUGGAUGUCCUGAAUGCCAUUUUCAAUGUCGACGUGGACAAGGAGACUCUGCCGCACGUCUAUGCCUGGAAGACGGCCAUGGAGAGCUUCUCGGCGGCCGAAAUGGAUCUCUUCCCGUCGCCGAAGAAUAUCCGAAAGACACACAAGCCGGUCUUCUGGUCAGCCGGGACACCCAACAAGGAGAACAAUGGCUCGGUGAACCACAGCAGCCAGUCGAUGCAUCCGAAGCGACUGUUUGGAACGCCCAAGCUGAGUGCGGCUGCGGUGGCGCAGACUGGACGCCGUGGUUCCGGGCCGAGUACAACGCCGAUGACGCCGCCGAAACCGAUGCGAUUGCCGCGAACUCCGGCGCCCACCACUACUGCCACUACGGCCACUACAAACGGAGUGGCCACCACCAGCACCAGUUCUGCAUUCUCAGCAUUGGCGGCGGCGGCCACCGUAACGCAGUCAUUCCAAACGCCGCUGAACAAGGUGCGCGGCCUGUUCAGCAAGUACCGGGAGCCACGGGUGGAGAUGGAUUCUCCCAUGACUGGGAUGAAUGGAACGGAGGAGAAGAGCUUUGAAUCGGCUGGCUCUGCCGGUACGUCGGAUGGUGACUGUUGAUCCCGUUCGGACUGCCCAUCUCACGGAUACACAAGGAUACACAUACACACACAGAAGCCACAACAGGAUCUAGGAGAUCCUCCACUUACACUUUAACACUUUACUUAUGGAAUUAUUUAUGUAUAUUUUAUUAUUUUUUUUUUUUUCGUCCAACGAGCGUUUGUCUCAUGGAGCAUUUUGUCAUUAUUCCUUUAGUGCUUCGUCCUGGCAUGUCCUUGUUUUUUUUUUUCUUCGCCUGUGCACGUACAUAUAUUAUGAAGAAUUGAGUCGGAAAGGGCUCUCGUAUUUUUUAUAUUUUUUGUGGGUUUUUUUUGCUUCGAUUAGGAAUUAAAAGUUUUUGGACUUCAGAGGACUAAACGAAUGAGGAAGGAAAUGCUCUGUGAGGACUCUCAAGGAUACACACAAUGUGAAUACUAUAUAUGUUACAAGAGAGAGAGAGAGAGCCAGAAAGAAAGGAUAAAACUGAAAAUGUAUUGAAAUUAUAAAGAUAUAAAGGCUUUAUUAAUAUU